Triticum dicoccoides is the source of this 1511-nucleotide messenger RNA. RefSeq lists its product as uncharacterized. The transcript has 3 exons. Gene Ontology annotation, molecular function: protein binding. Bases 287 to 1237 code for a protein of 316 amino acids. The record is from RefSeq and is a predicted model, not a curated record. Lineage: Eukaryota; Viridiplantae; Streptophyta; Magnoliopsida; Poales; Poaceae.
ACAAAAAAAUAUUGCUCUGACAAUACUUGCCUAUCUCCCACCUACCCCCCUCUGUUGCUUCCAUGGCUAUGAAUGCAGCUUGCAUUGCUGUACGGAAGUCUUGCACUAGUCUUCCCCCUUUGAACCUUGUUCCCCUUUCUCCUCUCUGAAUCCUGAAUCCAAACUCGCUAAUUUGGCCCUCUACUUGUGAGAUCCCAAGCUAGAGCGCGUUCGUGUGGCUGAUUCCAUUGUGAUCUAUCCCAACAUUUUCCACCCAACCUUCCAUUCCAUCUGCUACUUGCUGGAUAUGGUCCGGGUGGCCACGGGGGACGGCCGCCGCCGCAAGAAUGCCCGGAGGGGGGCUCCGCGGGCGGCCGAGGUUGACGUCGUCCUGGACGAGCUUCUCGACCUGGUGUUCUUGCGCCUCCCCUCGUAUCUCGACCUCGUCCGCGCCGCGUGCGCGUGCAGGCGCUGGCGCCGUGUAAUCGCGGGCGACGGCGGCGGCUUCCUCCGUCGGUUCGGCUCUCUCCGCGGCGCGUCGUCCCCCCACGUCGUCGGCCGCUACCGCGUCGACGCGCGCCACCAGCACCCACGUCCGCCUGGCCGUAACCCCGUCUUCGUCCCCUCCUCGCGGCAGAGGGGUACCGUGGCCGAACGGAACCUGGCGCUUGACUUCCUCCCGCGGGGGGAAUAUGGGGGUCGUUGCUGGGAGCUCGUGGACAGCCGGGGCGGCCUCCUCCUCCUCCUCCUCGACGAGCUGGCCUCGCCCACUCUCGAUUUACACGGUGCUCCUCGUCUGCGGCCCCCUGGCGCGGCGCUACAAGGAGAUCCUAACUCGGCGUGGUUCCGCGACUGCGAUUUCCUAGGCGCCUUCCUUCUUGAUGGCGAGGACGCCGGCACGCGCUUCAGCAUGUCAAAUUUCAGGGUGACGUGCGCCGUCUAUUCCUGCGGGCAUCGUAUCGUCAGGGCCUGCGCCUUCUCGUCCGUUCGCGGCGGCCGCUGGACCUCCGGCGCCGGACGCAGCAGCACUGCAGACUGCGGAUUGGGUAUCAUCCACUUCGCGGGGAGCGACGACGGGUUCGCCUACUGGACGGCCGGGGACAACAUUGUUCUUACUCUGGACAAGGACGCCGCCGAGUUCACCUCUUCCGUCUUGCCCGACGACGGGGAGUACGCCGCUCUCCGGAACAAGCACCACGCCACGGAGUACGCCUACCAUCAGCCGUGGCCACCUACGAUCGAAGCUUGUUUGUCCUAGCUGCCGUGGCUUGGAGAUAUCCAUGGUGGCGUCCCAGGUUCUCAAUUCUGCCGUUUAUUGUGAUGUUCCUUGAGCAUGGAGUACCAGGGUCCGUCAUUCUUCUGUAGGCAUAAAGUGGUAACCAGCUUGUCAAUUUUUCAGAUCUUUAAUUGUGUUUGUUCGUAAUCGUUUACUGCUCGGCUCAUUGGAUUGUAUCAGUGCUAGUUUGAACAUUUUCCUGGUCUGGAGAUUCCUUUCGUAAAUGUGAAAUUGUUUGUUUUGGAUUGGAGAAGUU